Zymoseptoria tritici IPO323 is the source of this 1194-nucleotide messenger RNA. RefSeq names its product dipeptidase (gene GliJ). The transcript has 6 exons. NCBI's taxonomy places the organism in Eukaryota, Fungi, Ascomycota, Dothideomycetes, Mycosphaerellales, Mycosphaerellaceae. Gene Ontology annotation, biological process: proteolysis. The record is from RefSeq and is a predicted model, not a curated record. The coding region runs from base 1 to 1194 and encodes 397 amino acids. Gene Ontology annotation, molecular function: metallodipeptidase activity.
AUGGAGCCCGUCGAAGAGCAGGAUGUUUUGCAACAAGCUCGACAACUCCUCCGUGAGGCGCCCCUGAUAGACGGCCACAAUGACUUUGCAUACAUCCUCCGAGGCUGGUUCGCUGGUACCCCGCAGAUUCAGGAACAGGGACGCUAUCGUUCAAUUCCCAUCGGCCAAACAGAUGUCGAGCGUGUCAAGAAGAGCGGCCUCGGUGGUCAGUUCUGGAGCGCUUUCGUGCCGGCGCCUCCCGAAGAACAUGAGCCGCACCUCCGCGCCUUUCUGCACACCGUUCAGCAAAUCGACUUGAUCGCUCAAGUAAUCGACUCGGCUCCAGACACCUUCGAGUUCGCCUACAGCGCCAAAUCGAUCACACGCAUCUUCGGCACGGGCAAGAUCGCCUGCCUCGUGGGGAUCGAGGGCCUGCAUCAGAUCGGUGGAAGCAUGGCUGCGCUCCGCCAACUCCACCGCCUGGGGGUGCGGUAUGCAACCCUAUGUCAUGAUACCAAUAAUGAGUUUGCAGACUCUGCCACGGCCCAACGGGCGCGGCACGGCGGCCUAUCUCCGCGCGGAUCGCAGGCCAUCCGAGAGAUGAAUCGCAUUGGAAUGAUGAUUGACCUCUCUCACACAAGCGACGACUGCCAACGACAGGUUCUGGCAUUGUCACAAAGCCCUGUGAUCUUCUCGCAUUCGUCCUGCUACGCCCUCCGCGCCCACCCUCGUAACGUCAGUGACGACGUUCUCGCUCUGCUCAAGAAGAACAAUGGGCUCAUCAUGAUCACCUUCUUGCGAGAGCUUUCCGGCAUCGACGAGCUUUCAUCUCAAACCGCAUCGUGCUCGACGGUUGUAGAUCACAUCGAGUACGCCGCCCGCUGCACCGGAUGGGAACAUGUUGGUGUGGGAUCGGACUUCGAUGGUAUGCUCGAAGGUCCCACGGGACUCGACGACGUCACGGCAUUCCCGUGUCUGAUCGCGGAAAUGCUCCGACGUGACAUCAGUCGGGACCAGAUGCAGAUGGUCAUGGGAGGCAACCUGUUGCGCGUACUGAAGGACGUGGAGGAUCAUGCUACUAGGCAGCGAAACGAUGGUGCUUCGGUGCUGCAGGAUACCGUCUUGCCGGUGUGGACGGAGGCGCAACGCGAGAUGCUGUUGGCAAAGGGAGCAGAACGAGGCCUCGUUACUUCUGACACUUCCCAGACAGUCUAA